UCAUGGUCUCUACGAUAGGUACAUUUCCCUACGAAGUCAAAGAUGAUCAUUUCUACUUUGCAUUUAUAAAACACAGUUUCUUCGCGUGUGGAUCAAUAUAUGUGGAUGAAUUCAUCUGAAAAUCUGUCGUCAACUCAACUUCGCCCGUUGUACUGUCCGUUGCAUUAGAUUGUGCCCCCGGGAUCCCUUUUUGAAGGGGGAAUUGUGCCUUGAUCCUUCGCUGCUACCUUUCUAACGGGAUUCAUUUUGCCCCGGCUGUAUGAUAACCACAGCAUGGAAUGAGGCUGGAUAUUUGAAUUGAUUGAAACAGCGAAUUGCACUGUACUGCAGUAGAGAUGACAAGAACAUAGGAGGAAUUGAACAAACAUUUAAGGUGUGGUAGCUGUGGUCUCCCAGGAUGCCGUUGGUGAAGAGGAGUAUCGAGCCCAGGCACCUGUGCCACACAGUGCUGCCGCGGGCCAUUAAGAAUGAGCUGGAGUGUGUGACCAAUGUGUCCCUAGCUAACGUCAUACGACAGCUCAGCAGCCUCAGUAAGUAUGCAGAGGACCUGUUUGGGGAGCUAUUCAACGAGGCCCACUCCUUCUCCUUCCGGGUCAACUCCCUGCAGGAGCGCGUGGACCGCCUCUCUAUCAGCGUCACACAGCUAGAUCCUAAAGAGGAGGAGCUAUCUCUCCAGGACAUCACUAUGAGGAAGGCGUUUAGGAGCUCCACCAUCCAGGACCAGCAGCUGUUUGCCCGCCAGUCGCUGCCCAUCCCCCUGCAAGAGAGCUUUGACCUCUGCGAGCAGCCGCCACCCCUCAACAUCCUCACACCCUACAGGGAUGAUGGGAAGGAGGGGCUGAAGUUCUACACCAACCCCUCCUACUUCUUUGACCUGUGGAGAGAGAAGAUGCUGCAGGACACAGAGGACAAGAGGAAGGAGAAGAGGAAACAGAAGUUGCAGGACCCCCACCUGUAUGAUCAGGUCUAUAGGUACUUAGACCUCCCAGGACAGGUUAGGGGAAACGACCGUACUCUGGAGACUGAGAAGAUCCCGCGGGCGCCUCACGACCGCAAGAAGGAGUGGCAGAAACUGGCGCUCGGGGCGGAGCUAGCUGAGGACGACCCUGAAGAGGCCCUGAAACACAGAGAGCCUAAUGGCUCCGCUCCCUACCACGACAGGUCUGGAGCUCCUAGUUACUUGGAUGGGAUGGACGGGCCAUUCUCCCUAGCAGCGCUGCCCUACAGCCAGAUGAAUGAGCUGCUGAACCGCCCUGGGGACAGAAUGUACACACGACCCCAUGACCCCCCACCACCACCCCCUAUGCACCAUCUGGGAGACAUCAAACCCCCCUCCAUGAUCAGCUCCAGUUCAGGUUUUUCAGACAGCAGACCCCAAUCUCCAGCACAGACUCAUGGCUUCAACUCCAACACACCUCCCCCUCCGCCACCCCCCUUGCCCCCUCCACCUCCUCCCUUGCCUUCCAUGUCUGGUUUUGGCCCUCGGGGCACCCCUCCUCCUCCUAUUCCUCCUCUACCCAUCCAGCAGCAGCCCCCGGCCAUCCCCCCUCCCCCUGCCCCUCUCCAGAUCGCCCCUGGCGUCCUCCACCCAGCCCCUCCCCCAGUGGCACCUCCCCUCCACAUCUCCUCCCCAGCCCGUCUCCAGCAGGUCCUGGACAGGGGCCCGACCCCUGGCCAAUCAGAUGGCACCGUGCUGCCUCCUCCGCCCCCUCCCCCACCCCUCCCAGGAUUACGGAGCUCCUCCCCCUGCCCGCCGGGCCCACCCCCCGUGCCUUCCUUCCUGUCAGGUGCCAUGGCGUCCCCGCUCUCUCACUCCAGUGGGAAGAAACACUCCGCCAACCUGCCGCCCAUCAGCGAUGCACGCAGUGUCCUAUUGGAGGCCAUCCGCAAAGGUAUCCAGCUCCGGAAGGUGGAGGAGCAAAGAGAGCAGGAGGCAGCCAAACACGAGCGUGUUGGGAACGACGUGGCCACCAUCCUGUCCCGACGCAUUGCCGUCGAGUACUCCGACUCAGAGGACGAGUCCGAGUUCGACGAGGGAGACUGGAUGGAGUGAAUGAGAUGGAGGGAGGGGAAAAGAAAAGAGAGGGGGACAAAAGGCAAAACUGUCACCCAACUGUACGCCCUUUAGAGAUCAGAAUCCAUCCUUACAACCACUAUCCUCUGUCAGUCCUGUUUUACCCCCUCACCUGUCAUCCUCUACACCUCUCUCUCUCUCCCCCUCUUUCUCACUCCCCAUUCUUUCUAUCCUCUCUCCCCCUAUUUUUCCUCCAUCUCUCUCUUUUUCUCUCUCUACACCUCCAUCUCUUUCUCUCCCUCUCUACCUCUCCCUAUUUCUCUCUCCUCCCCCUCUCUCUCUAUUCUCUCCCUUUCGCUCCCUCUUACAUCUCCCUUUCACUUUCUCUCUCUCCCUCUGUCCCUCUUGUUCUCUGUCAUAUACUGUUCUUGGUGUGUUUGUAGGAAAAUAUCAAUUUCAGUUGUUUGUUCCCCAUGUUCUGGUCGGGAAAUGUUUUUGUACUCAUUUUCUACACUACGACACAUUGUUCAGUGGUUCAUGUUAUUUUCCUUCUUUAUCCUCCAAUUGUAUGAAAUCCUCCUCAUGUACAGUUGUUUAAAAAAUGAACGUUAACCAAACAGUUUUUUUUGUUUCUGAUAACCUUUUAAAGAAAAGCUAUUAACAACCACACAUUCCCCCCCCCCCCUUUGUUUCUUGCUGUUGAGUGUCAACGUGACGAGGUGGCCUGAGUCUUCUGUCCUUAGUUCUGAUACUAUCCUGCCACCUGGUGGGCCAAAGUGUAGGUGAAUUGAUUCUGUAUUUUAUUAUCUCUAUUUUGAGUUUCUUUUCUUACAGAAAAACACUUGCCGUUUUUAAAUGGGCCUGUUGUUGCCAAUAUGAACCACUUGAAGGAUGGUAGCCAUCCUGAGUAUCAGUCGGCUGUGGUUGUUUGCUGAGGAGAUUUAUUGGAGUCGUUGUUUGUUUUUAUAUUACCAGGAUUUGACUUAUCACCUCAGAACAAGGGCAUAUUGUGAUGAUGGUCUGAUAUGUUAUCUGAUGAUUGUUGUAUGAUUGUGAUGAUGAAGAUAAAGAAGGAUAAUUGUGAGACAUUAGAAGGAAGUUAUUGAGUGAUCCGAGCUAAUCUAUGUUAAUCGUUCCCUUAUGUCACCCAAGGACAUGUCUGUCAAGUUUAGGCAAAUGUUUUAUUAUCUGAGUAUGUGUGUCCUCAAAGAGCCACCGUAAUGUAUCUUGGCAGCAAGGAAGUGUCAUGAAGUUUGGAGCCAUAUGGUAUACUAUACUAGACUAGUGUCUGACCAACAGGAACCACUUUACAGUAGUGUCUGACCAACAGGAACCACUUUACAGUGGUGUCUGACCAAUAAGAACAUCUUUAUUGUAGUGCUGACCAACAGGAACCACUUUACAGUAGUGUCUGACCAACAGGAACCACUUUACAGUAGUGUCUGACCAAUAAGAACAUCUUUAUUGUAGUGCUGACCAACAGGAACCACUUUACAGUAGUGUCUGACCAACAGGAACCACUUUACAGUAGUGUCUGACCAAUAAGAACCUCUUUAUUGUAGUGCUGACCAACAGGAACCACUUUACAGUAGUGUCUGACCAACAGGAACCACUUUACAGUAGUGUCUGACCAAUAAGAACAUCUUUAUUGUAGUGCUGACCAACAGGAACCACUUUACAGUAGUGUCUGACCAACAGGAACCACUUUACAGUAGUGUCUGACCAAUAAGAACCUCUUUAUUGUAGUGCUGACCAACAGGAACCACUUUACAGUAGUGUCUGACCAACAGGAACCACUUUACAGUAGUGUCUGACCAAUAAGAACAUCUUUAUUGUAGUGCUGACCAACAGGAACCACUUUACAGUAGUGUCUGACCAACAGGAACCACUUUACAGUAGUGUCUGACCAAUAAGAACAUCUUUAUUGUAGUGCUGACCAACAGGAACCACUUUACAGUAGUGUCUGACCAAUAAGAACCUCUUUAUUGUAGUGCUGACCAACAGGAACCACUUUACAGUAGUGUCUGCCCAAUAAGAACCUCUUUAUUGUAGUGCUGACCAACAGGAACCACUUUACAGUGGUGUCUGACCAAUAAGAACCUCUUUAUUGUAGUGUCUGACCAACAGGAACCACUUUACAGUGGUGUCUGACCAAUAAGAACCUCUUUAUUGUAGUGUCUGACCAACAGGAACCACUUUACAGUGGUGUCUGACCAAUAAGAACAUCUUUAUUGUAGUGUCUGACCAACAGGAACCACUUUACAGUGGUGUCUGACCAAUAAGAACCUCUUUAUUGUAGUGCUGACCAACAGGAACCACUUUACAGUAGUGUCUGACCAAUAAGAACCACUUUACAGUAGUGCUGACCAAUAAGAACCUCUUUAUUGUAGUGCUGACCAACAGGAACCACUUUACAGUAGUGUCUGACCAAUAAGAACCUCUUUAUUGUAGUGUCUGACCAACAGGAACCACUUUACAGUGGUGUCUGACCAAUAAGAACAUCUUUAUUGUAGUGUCUGACCAACAGGAACCACUUUACAGUGGUGUCUGACCAAUAAGAACCUCUUUAUUGUAGUGCUGACCAACAGGAACCACUUUACAGUAGUGUCUGACCAAUAAGAACCACUUUACAGUAGUGCUGACCAAUAAGAACCUCUUUAUUGUAGUGCUGACCAACAGGAACCACUUUACAGUAGUGUCUGACAAACAGGAACCACUUUACAGUGGUGUCGGACCAAUAAGAACAUCUUUAUUGUAGUGUCUGACCAACAGGAACCACUUUACAGUGGUGUCUGACCAAUAAGAACCUCUUUAUUGUAGUGCUGACCAACAGGAACCACUUUACAGUAGUGUCUGACCAAUAAGAACCACUUUACAGUAGUGCUGACCAACAGGAACCACUUUACAGUAGUGUCUGACCAAUAAGAACCUCUUUAUUGUAGUGCUGACCAACAGGAACCACUUUACAGUAGUGUCUGCCCAAUAAGAACCACUUUACAGAAUGGAUAUCAAAGGCAGCUUAUUUCCCAGGGUCCCCCACUCUGUGUCUGCUGACUAACAAGAAGCCUUACCUCGUUCGACUCUAGAACACUAACAGUUACUAUGAAGAAUAUAGAUAAAUGAACAGCAUGGGUCUACCUGUGUUUCUGCUGCCCAAGGGGGCGGGACUCUGGAGAGAAAGAAUGAUUUAUCUGCCUUCACUGCCCCCUUUGAAGAAGAUGAUGUCUGCCGUCCUUUUCUUUCUCUCUUCCUUCUUUCUCUCUUUCUACUUUCUCUCUCUUCAACUUGCCUUAUUGUUUGUACAGACAUAUUGUUGAGUUCAUGAAUGUAUCGUGCCGUUACUACUUUUUGCCUGCACUCGUAUGGAUUAGCUGUUUCUAUGUUUGGGGACGGGGAAACCGAACCCUGGGUUCAAAAAAUAUCAAACCGUGUAACAUGUAACUUAUGUAAUUGUAACAGUUUGCUUGAAUGAAUAAAAGCUAAUGUUAUGUUUCA
Oncorhynchus masou masou (cherry salmon) is the source of this 5509-nucleotide messenger RNA. RefSeq names its product actin-binding protein WASF1-like. The record is from RefSeq and is a predicted model, not a curated record. The coding region runs from base 398 to 2053 and encodes 551 amino acids. Gene Ontology annotation, cellular component: lamellipodium; SCAR complex; cytoskeleton. Lineage: Eukaryota; Metazoa; Chordata; Actinopteri; Salmoniformes; Salmonidae. The transcript is spliced from 10 exons. Gene Ontology annotation, biological process: actin cytoskeleton organization; positive regulation of Arp2/3 complex-mediated actin nucleation. Gene Ontology annotation, molecular function: actin binding; protein kinase A regulatory subunit binding; Arp2/3 complex binding.